AUGGGAGGCUGCUGUUCAUUAGAGGAUUCUUCAAGUGAUUCAUAUACAGGGUACUCGCGACAGAUAAUAACACCUGUAGCAGAACCAACACGAAGGCAAGCUCAAUUCAUAGCAACUCGAAGACAACCUCAAUUCAUAGCAACACCAAGACAACCGCAAUUCAAAGCAACACCAAGACAACCGCAAUUCAAAGCAACACCAAGACAACCGCAAUUCAAAGUAACACCAAGACAACCGCAACCAAGACCAAAACCUGAAAUAGACGAGUCACAAUUUGGCGAAUUUCGAUGUACACUUUGUGGUCGUUCUUGGAAAAGCCUUCGCUGCUGGCCAAAUAAGUAUCAAAUGUGCAAAAACUGCAAGAAACCAGUUUAUCCAACCAAUUGUAGAGAAACACAUUCUUCCGAUUUUACUUCGGAUACAGAUGAUGCAAAGGAGCAUGAGAGAGACCUUUGUCAAAUGUGCCAACAGUUGGGAUAUUCUUGUAGGAAUUUUCGUCGUGCAAAAAGGAUUUUUUAA
Messenger RNA from Danaus chrysippus (African queen), 519 nucleotides. Lineage: Eukaryota; Metazoa; Arthropoda; Insecta; Lepidoptera; Nymphalidae. The record is from the annotation of a GenBank genome assembly.